AUGGCAGCAGGAAAUAAUGGAGCAAGGCAGAUAGCCUCGCUUCUCAGCGUUUGCCGAAAUUGCCAGGAGGCAUUGGGCCGUCGAAGCUUUGCUACAGCAACUGUGUCCUCAGAUGCCGCUUCAUCGAGCAGCGCCAUACCGCCGGUCGCCGCUGCAGAUACUGCCCAAAAUUUCCCAUAUAGGAUCAAAGCUGGAAUCAUCCUCUCGCGUGCACCCCGUAUCACACGAGACCUCACUCCUUUCGAAAAGUCAUUCUAUUUCUACCAGCGUCGACUGAAUGAGCGUCUUGCCCUCCCUUUCACACGAUACUUCUACUUUAAGCGCGGAACCCCAACGGACGAAGAAUGGAAACGCAAAUUUAAAGACCGCCAGACGCCCGCAAGAGAUAUAGGAAAAUACAACGCCUAUUCGGAGACGGCUUGGAACGAUGAACUGCUAGUUGGUGCAACCGAGUCUGAACCACAGAACCAGGUGGAUGCUCUUGUGCGCGAUGCAGAAGGAUUUUCUCUUUCAGAAUCAGACGGGGACGCGAUACACGAUGAAGUGCCAAAACCGCUACCAAGGAUCACGGAGGCAGAUAAGAGCGGUGACGAGAAGAGCUUAGAUCGAGCUUUGCAACGUACGCUGUACUUGUUAGUUAAGGUCAAACAGGGUUACUGGAAGUUCCCUAGCGUCGUCUUAAACGCUAAGGAAAACGUUCGAGCGGGAGCUGAACGUAGUUUGUUGCAAUCUGCUGGUCCCAACAUGAACGUCUGGACUGUUGGCUAUCACCCCAUCAGCCAUUAUGUCCAAAACUUUACCAAGCCGAUUAUCGAUCCAGCGACCGGUGUGGAACUCAAAGGCGAGAAAACUUUCCUUCUCAAGGGCAGGAUCCUAGCUGGUCAGGCCAAUAUCGCAGAGAAUAUGCAGGAUGUUGUUGACUUCAAAUGGCUCUCCAAGGAGGAAAUUCAGAAACACGUGAUGCUACCAUACUGGAGUGCGAUUAAGAAUGCGCUGCCAGAGAGGUGA
Messenger RNA from Trichophyton benhamiae CBS 112371, 1008 nucleotides. RefSeq lists its product as uncharacterized. Gene Ontology annotation, cellular component: mitochondrial large ribosomal subunit. The record is from RefSeq and is a predicted model, not a curated record. The transcript has 3 exons. The coding region runs from base 1 to 1008 and encodes 335 amino acids. Gene Ontology annotation, molecular function: structural constituent of ribosome. NCBI's taxonomy places the organism in Eukaryota, Fungi, Ascomycota, Eurotiomycetes, Onygenales, Arthrodermataceae.